UUUUAUUGAAUGCGGAAGUAGGCGGAAGUCAGGAAAACCAAAACGACUAGAAGAAUUGUGGAAAAAGCAACAUUUGCCGUUUAUUUUUUAAUUCCAUACCGCCGCUAAACAUUAUUUCAGGUCAUCAUGAUUUUAUUGGAAAUCAACAAUCGGAUCAUAGAGGAAACUCUAACGCUUAAAUUCGACAGCGCGAGCAACGGGAACAAGCCUGAAGCAGUAGAAGUUACCUUUGCAGAUUUUGAUGGUGUGCUCUACCACAUCUCCAACCCUAAUGGAGACAAAACAAAAGUAAUGGUCAGCAUCUCUCUCAAGUUCUACAAGGAGCUGCAGGUACAUGGUGCUGAUGAGUUGCUUAAACGUGUUUAUGGCAAUUUCCUUGUGGCCCCAGAAGACGGGUACAAUAUUUCUCUGCUCUUUGACCUGGAGGCACUUCCGCCCAACAAAGAACAGGUGAUCCACCAGGCAGGCAUUCUGAAGAGGAACUGCUUUGCCUCCGUCUUCGAGAAGUAUUUUAAGUUCCAGGAGGAGGGUCGUGAUGGAGAGCAGAGGGCUGUUGUGCAUUACAGGGAUGAUGAGUCUAUGUAUAUCGAGGCUAAGAAAGACAGAGUAACUGUUGUCUUCAGCACAGUGUUCAAGGAUGACGAUGAUGUCAUCAUCGGGAAAGUGUUCAUGCAGGAGUUUAAGGAGGGGAGGAGGGCCAGCCACACGGCUCCUCAGGUGCUGUUCAGUCACAGAGAGCCUCCGCUGGAACUGAAAGACACCGACGCUACAGUGGGAGACAAUAUUGGCUACAUCACUUUCGUGCUGUUUCCGCGACACACCAACGCCAACACCAGAGACAACACCAUUAACCUCAUCCACACCUUCCGGGACUAUCUGCACUACCACAUUAAGUGCUCCAAGGCCUACAUUCACACUCGCAUGAGGGCCAAGACCUCCGAUUUCCUCAAAGUACUGAACCGAGCUCGGCCAGACGCCGAGAAGAAAGAGAUGAAAACUAUUUCGGGAAAGACCUUCUCACGUUAAGGACGUGUCACACGGUCAGACCACAUGCUCUCACAAGACCAGGUUGAGAUCCGUGGGAGUUUUAUACACCUCUGGCCAGUGACGUCCGUCAUCCUGUCAUUUGCACCUCAGCAGGGGGACAAAAGAAAUUCCUCGCUUGGCAUUUAUAGCAUAUUAUAUGUUGGAUAAACGAUUUUUGAUACGCUCUUGUGUUUUAUUGCGUAGGACUCUGUGGUCUGCCAGGGUUUUAUUGACAGUAGUCAUGCAGUAUUUUCCUCUUCCUCUUUUGCCUUUUUUGUUUCGCCAAAUGCAUCAAUAUUUGACAACAUGAAAUAAACCGGCCCUCUAUAUAA
Triplophysa rosa is the source of this 1358-nucleotide messenger RNA. It is a transcript of the gene arpc2, whose product is annotated as actin related protein 2/3 complex, subunit 2. The coding region runs from base 127 to 1026 and encodes 299 amino acids. Gene Ontology annotation, cellular component: Arp2/3 protein complex; actin cytoskeleton. The transcript is spliced from 10 exons. Gene Ontology annotation, molecular function: structural constituent of cytoskeleton; actin filament binding. The record is from RefSeq and is a predicted model, not a curated record. NCBI's taxonomy places the organism in Eukaryota, Metazoa, Chordata, Actinopteri, Cypriniformes, Nemacheilidae. Gene Ontology annotation, biological process: actin filament polymerization; Arp2/3 complex-mediated actin nucleation.